CGCAAGGAGCCGACCACAGACCGGCCACCGCAAGACAGUAUCGGAGCCCACCAAUAUGAGACUCGCCGUCGAGUCGGAACCCUCCAAAAUCCACCAUGGUCAAUAGGCGGCACGCUGGAGAAGGAAGGAGGACUCGACAGAAGUUCGCCUCAAGUGCAGAUGACGGCCAGCGCCGUGGGGUGCGGAGCACCCAUCAGUGGAGAGGCUCAGGGAAGCGGCGCAAAAGAGACGAGAAAAAUUAGAGGAGAGAGAAAAUAUAUUUACCAAAAACGUUGGAUUUGCAAUUCACAACAGAGAAUAUCUUGGUUCUUGGCUAUAGCAGAUUUGUUCUUCUUCAACACAUGCAGUGAGCUAGAAAUGCCAACUCCGACCAAAAUUCUCGAACGAACACUCUCCACCAGACGGCAGCAGCCUCACGCCGCCGAGGAGGCGGCCGCAGCUGAAGAAGUAGGCGGCGGAGAAACCGCCGACGAGUCCAAGAACCGGAAGCACAUAUCCGUAGCUAUGAGGGUGACCAAUUACUUGAUUCGGACAGGGUACAUAUGGCCGGUUCUGACUCUAGGGCUUGCAAUCGUCAUUAUCUCGUCGCUGGUUGUUCACUCACGAGAUUUGGUCUGCAUCUCGGCUUCCUCCUCGGAGCACAUCUCUUCGUUGUUUUUUGGAUUCGAUGGUCCCGAGUCGGAUUUCGGAUCUCUUGGCAGAUCGAAACACGGAAAAACUGUGGAAUGGACAUCGAAAGACUUGAUCCAAGGUCUCGAAGAGUUUGUGCCAAUAUAUGAAACCCGGCCCAUUAAGAACAACGUGUACGGUAUGGGCUUCGACCACAGUUUCGGACUUUGGUUUAUCACGAGAUGGCUGAAGCCGGAUUUGAUGAUUGAAAGUGGUGCUUUUAAGGGGCACUCGACUUGGGUCUUAAGGCAGGCCAUGCCUGAUAAGCCUAUCUUAUCACUUUCACCUAGGCAUCCUGAGAAGUACCUCAAGAAAGGGCCUGCUUAUGUUGAUGGAAAUUGCACCUAUUUUGCUGGAAAGGACUUUGUGGACUUUGGAAGCAUGGACUGGGGAAAAGUGAUGAGAAAGCAUGGGAUCACGGAUGAUAGUCGGGUGCUUGUGUUCUUCGAUGACCAUCAGAAUGAACUUAAGAGAUUGAAGCAAGCACUGAAAGCUGGGUUCAAACAUCUGGUUUUUGAGGACAACUAUGAUACUGGAACAGGAGACCACUAUUCCUUCAGGCAAAUAUGUGAUCAAUUUUAUAUUAGAGGCGGCGGCCAUAGUUGCUUCAAAGAAAGUGACGAGGCUCGGACAAGAUACAGAAGAAAGAAGUUUUGGGAGAAAGCUGUGGACACAGACGAGCUUUGUGGGCCCGGGGACGCUUGGUGGGGCGUAAGAGGUUUCAUGCGUGACGAUUUCAACCACAGCAACAAGGCCAUCACUUUUGCCGAGCAUUUUCGGAACAGCCGAUUUGUGGAGUCUGUGCUCGAAAGUUACUGGGAGCUGCCACCUGUCGCAGGCCCUUCGCUGACUCACCAGACAAGGUAUGACCCAGCCCGUACGAGUAGACCUAUUGUGGAGGAUGGUAAGUAUGGUUUGUUUCAGAGGCUUGGGCUAGCACGGCUCGAGAGGUCGGUUUUUAAUGGGUACACACAGAUGGUGUAUUUGCAGUGUGGGGAGACUUUUUUGGAGCUCCUCCGCCAGGACCAGUGCGCCGUCGCUGCCCGGGUUUUCUCCGCCCUUCGGUCGGAGCACGGCGCCGAUCUCGACGCGUACGCCGAAAUGGUGGUGGCUCUGGCGAGGAACGGGCUGGCAGAGGAGAUCGAUCGGCUGAUCUUUGAGAUGGAGUGGGAGGGCGGGAUCAAGUGCGGCGAGAGCAAGGGGCUGCUGAGGCUGGUGCAGGCUUUGAUUGGCGCGGGCAGGAAGGAAUCGACGGUCAGGAUGUACGGGAUGAUGAAGAAGAGUGGGUGUGAGAUGGAUGAUUACUUGGGAAAGGUUCUGAGCAAGGGUUUGAGGGGGUUUGGGGAGGAUGGCUUGGCUGACGAGGUUGAUUUGGAAUUACGGAGUAUAAAGCAAGCCCUCAAAGCUGGGUUCAGACAUCUGGUUUUUCAGGACAACUAUGAUACUGGAACUGGGAGACAUCUGGUUUUUCAGGACAACUAUGAUACUGGAACUGGGGACCUUGCUUCAAAGAAAGGGAUGAGGCUCGGACAAGAGACAGAAGAAAGAAGUUUUGGGAGAAAGCUGCUUGGGCUAGCACGACUCCAGAGGUCGGUUUUCAAUGGGUACGCACAAAUGGUGUAUCUAAAGGUUGAACAAGCACAAUAUAAUUGCGAAAUUUUUUCUAAGUACGGAGCCAAUCUUGGAAACCUCAGUGGCAAGUCGAGUCGUGUGAUCGAUGAUCUUUUCAGGAGCCGAUUCACUGGUCCUCGGCUCAACGACUUUAGCUUGGGCCACCAAGGCUUGACCUCCUUCAAGAGGAACUUGGGAAAGAGGUUGAGCCGUUGGAGUAGGUGGAAUGAAAACAACAUUGGCGGUCGAAGAGGUCGUCUGAUCGAUGAUCUUUUCAGGAGCCAAUUCACUGGUCCUCGGCUCAACGACCUUAGCUUGAGCCACCGAGGCUUGACCUCCUUCAAGAGGAACCUGGGAAAGAGGUCGACGCCGCUG
Striga asiatica is the source of this 2655-nucleotide messenger RNA. NCBI's taxonomy places the organism in Eukaryota, Viridiplantae, Streptophyta, Magnoliopsida, Lamiales, Orobanchaceae. The record is from the annotation of a GenBank genome assembly.